GCGGCGGUGAGCCCUAAAUGGUAAAUACCACACGAAGUCCAGCUGUCACGUUCCCUGGUUCUGGAAAAUGACUGGAAUUAUCACACAUGGCUGAGGAGUCCUGUAAAUGUAAUGGCUGGAAGAACCCCAACCCUUCUCCCACUCCCCCCAGAGCCGAUCUGCAGCAGAUCAUCGUCAACCUCACCGAGUCCUGUCGGAGUUGUAGCCAUGCCCUUGCUGCUCACGUUUCCCACCUGGAGAAUGUGUCAGAGGAAGAGAUGAACAGACUCCUGGGAAUAGUGUUGGAUGUGGAAUAUCUCUUUACCUGUGUCCACAAGGAAGAAGAUGCAGAUACCAAACAAGUUUAUUUCUAUCUAUUUAAGCUCUUGAGGAAAUCUAUUUUGCAAAGAGGAAAACCUGUGGUUGAAGGCUCUUUGGAGAAGAAGCCCCCUUUUGAAAAACCUAGUAUUGAACAGGGCGUGAAUAACUUUGUACAGUACAAAUUUAGUCACCUGCCAUCGAAAGAAAGGCAAACAAUAGUUGAGUUGGCAAAAAUGUUCCUGAACCGGAUCAACUAUUGGCAUCUGGAGGCACCAUCUCAACGAAGACUGCGCUCUCCCAACGAUGAUAUUUCUGGAUACAAAGAAAACUACACAAGGUGGCUGUGUUACUGCAAUGUGCCCCAGUUCUGUGACAGUCUACCUCGGUAUGAAACCACACAGGUGUUCGGGAGAACGUUGCUUCGCUCGGUCUUCACUGUCAUGAGGCGACAGCUCCUGGAGCAAGCAAGACAGGAAAAGGACAAACUUCCUCUUGAGAAACGAACUCUAAUCCUUACCCACUUCCCAAAGUUUCUGUCCAUGUUAGAAGAAGAAGUUUAUAGUCAAAACUCUCCUAUCUGGGAUCAGGAUUUUCUCUCAGUCUCUUCCAGAACCAGCCCGCUAGGAAUCCAAACAGUUAUCAGUCCGCCUCCUGUGGCUGGGACAGUUUCAUACAAUUCAAAUUCAUCUUCCCUUGAGCAGCCGAAUGGAGGCAGCGCCAGUCCUGCCUGCAAAGCCUCCUCUGGGCUUGAGGCAAACCCAGGAGAAAAGAGGAAAAUGAAUGAUUCUCAUGUUCUGGAGGAGGCCAAGAGACCCCGGGUUAUGGGGGAUAUUCCUAUGGAAUUGAUCAAUGAGGUCAUGUCGACUAUCACAGACCCUGCUGCGAUGCUUGGACCAGAGGUCAGAAGUGUAAACCAGGCGACCAAUUUUCUGUCAGCACAUUCAGCCAGGGAUGAGGCAGCGAGGCUUGAGGAGCGCAGGGGUGUGAUUGAGUUUCAUGUGGUCGGCAAUUCCCUGAACCAGAAACCCAACAAGAAGAUCCUGAUGUGGCUGGUCGGCCUGCAGAAUGUGUUCUCCCACCAGCUGCCCCGGAUGCCCAAAGAAUACAUCACGCGGCUGGUCUUUGAUCCGAAACACAAAACUCUUGCUUUAAUUAAAGAUGGCCGUGUCAUUGGAGGUAUCUGCUUCCGUAUGUUCCCAUCGCAAGGAUUCACAGAGAUUGUUUUCUGUGCGGUCACCUCAAAUGAGCAAGUCAAGGGUUAUGGAACUCACCUGAUGAAUCACUUGAAAGAGUAUCACAUAAAACAUGACAUCCUGAACUUCCUCACGUAUGCAGAUGAAUAUGCAAUUGGAUACUUCAAGAAACAGGGUUUCUCCAAAGAAAUUAAAAUACCUAAAACCAAAUAUGUUGGCUACAUCAAGGAUUAUGAAGGAGCCACUUUAAUGGGAUGUGAGCUAAACCCACGGAUUCCAUACACAGAAUUUUCUGUCAUCAUUAAAAAGCAGAAGGAGAUAAUUAAAAAGCUGAUAGAAAGAAAACAGGCCCAGAUUCGAAAAGUCUAUCCUGGACUUUCAUGUUUUAAAGAUGGAGUUCGACAGAUUCCUAUAGAAAGCAUUCCUGGAAUUAGAGAGACAGGCUGGAAACCGAGUGGAAAAGACAAAAGUAAAGAGCCCAAAGACCCUGACCAGCUUUACAGCACAUUGAAGAGCAUCCUCCAGCAGGUGAAGAGCCAUCAGAGCGCUUGGCCCUUCAUGGAACCUGUGAAGAGAACAGAAGCUCCGGGAUAUUAUGAAGUGAUAAGGUUCCCCAUGGAUCUGAAAACCAUGAGCGAACGCCUCAAGAAUAGGUACUACGUGUCUAAGAAAUUAUUCAUGGCUGAUUUACAGCGAGUCUUUACCAAUUGCAAAGAGUACAACCCCCCAGAGAGUGAAUACUACAAAUGUGCCAAUAUCCUGGAGAAAUUCUUCUUCAGUAAAAUUAAGGAAGCUGGAUUAAUUGACAAGUGAUUUCUCUUCCCCUGGCUUCUUAGAAACUCAUCAGUGUGCCUAAAGCAAGGUGGUUUAGUUUUUUAAAAAGAAUUGGACAUAAUGUGUUGAAGAGACUUGUAAUAAGUAGCACUUUUGAAAAACAAACAACCUCCUUUUAGCUUUUCAGAUAUGUAUUUAAAUUGAAGUCAUAGAACAUUUUUAUUUUAUCGAAUAGAUUUUAAUCUAUUUACUACUAUUAUGAAAUUUUCUAUGGCAUGUCCAUUAGCCAACUAGCCCAUGACAGAUGAUCAGGGGUUUCCUCAAAACCUGUAUGUGAGCAAAUUGCACAUAGUAUGAAGAUUUGGGGGAAUCUAGAAAAUUUUCAGACCAUGAAUGUUUCCAUUUUUUUCUAAUGGAAUGUGAGAGUUUAUUUUUAUUUUAUUCUGAAGGACUUUAAGGAAGGGAUACAUGAUUAAAAAAAAAAAACCGUGAAAAGUGAAAUAUGUGAUGUUUGAAGUCUUCUUGUAGACUUUUUAUGUAUAUUUUUAAAACACUCAUCCAGAUGAGGUGCUUUGAGCAGUUCUGAAAAAUGCAGUUCCACAAAAGCAACUGCUUUGAUUCCUAAGGAAGAGAUUCUAAAUAAUGCAAACUUUUUAUAAAUCUGAGGUUUUGAUAAUUUGUCUACCUACAACAAGCUUGUGAGUGCAUAACCACUAUUUCUACACAAAUGUGUGAUACUAUAUGUGACUUUGCUUAUGCAGGCCAUAAGUUCCAAAGGGUAAUUUCCCAGGCCAUAAAGGCAUAAACUUGAAAACACUUGAAAUUGAACCAACAAGCUUUAAUAGGAAAAGAUGUACAGUCUAUGUAUGUAUCAAUCUGGUGAAUCCUUAUUCUAAUAAAUGAGGAUUUUUUUUCUGUGAUACACACAACCCUAUCAGAAAUGUAUAUGUAAACCUUUUUAUCCUUUUGCAUCUCCAGAAUUUUUAUUGCCUAAGGUGAAUUAAAUUCCCACCAAGGUUUGCUGUCAGUAUUUUAACACCUGCAUUGCUAUAUUAGGUCCAGGGUUACAUCCUACUAAAUCCUUCAAACAACCUUAUUAAUUAACCUGUUAUGGGAUUCCAGCUUAGUGCUUGGGAUGAUAUCCUGAUUACACUACAUAGGAAAGUGGGACAUCAGUCAUCGCAACUCUGGGAAAACAAAUACACAACCAUAUGGACAGUCUCGACACUAAUUUUUAUGAUGCAAAUUUAUAAACUGAUUUUUGUAAAAGAUGAAGUCUUAAAAAUGUAUUUAACUUAUGUUUUGUAUCCGCAUACAUUAAAAUGGGUCAUUAGUAGUUACUAAAAAGUUGCCACAGAUAAUCUGCAUGAAGGAAGAUACCUGCAUGUGGCUGUUAAGUUGGAAGUGUUGCUUUUGAUCUGUAAGACAUGUUCAGAAUGCUCACACUGAAAAACGCCUCUUUUUAAGUACAGGAAACCACCUUGAGUGGUGUCUAGAUUUCUAAUGAAGAAUGAUGAUACAGUUUCAGUUAAGUGUCUGGACUGGUAUUAAACAAGAGCUUUGUAGCAGGUUUGCUGAAGCAUCUGUCCAGCUUGGAAUCCUGUGAAAGUUUGUUAUUUUCUGGAUAGACAUUCUUAUAGAGUAUUGUCUUUAAAAUCAGAUUGUCUCUUCUAUAUUGAAAGCAU
Molecule: messenger RNA, 3952 nt
Organism: Chinchilla lanigera (long-tailed chinchilla)
Lineage: Eukaryota; Metazoa; Chordata; Mammalia; Rodentia; Chinchillidae
Gene: Kat2b
Product: K(lysine) acetyltransferase 2B
Exons: 18
Coding region: 87-2306 (739 amino acids)
Biological process (GO): positive regulation of transcription by RNA polymerase II; chromatin remodeling
Cellular component (GO): nucleus; histone acetyltransferase complex
Molecular function (GO): histone H3 acetyltransferase activity; protein binding
Source: RefSeq, a predicted model, not a curated record